Oncorhynchus gorbuscha (pink salmon) is the source of this 2033-nucleotide messenger RNA. Its product is annotated as zinc-binding protein A33-like. Gene Ontology annotation, molecular function: protein binding. The record is from RefSeq and is a predicted model, not a curated record. Bases 244 to 1257 code for a protein of 337 amino acids. NCBI's taxonomy places the organism in Eukaryota, Metazoa, Chordata, Actinopteri, Salmoniformes, Salmonidae. The transcript is spliced from 6 exons.
AGAAUACACCAAAAGAAUAUUCACAUUUUUGGACCAAAUAUUAACAAUCUUGUAAAAUUGAGAUUAUUCUAAAAAGUAACCUACAGUCUGUUUCAAGGCUCCUCCCUCCGUGAAUAGUGGGGGAAUCUAGAAACCUGACCGCAACCCUCACAGACAGUUGGAGGAGAUAGAAAAUGGCUACACACUGACAACAGAUGGAUUUAAAACCUCUUCCGAGUACCCGAGGAAAAGCUGAAGCUGUACAUGAAGCCUAUGCAGGACAAUCUGAAGAAAUGUACUGAGACUGAGAGAAAAUACAAGCAUAUUGUUCAACACACAAAGACACAGUUGGUGGACACUGAGAGGCAGAUAAAGGAGGCUUUUGAGAAGCUUCACCAGUUUCUGAGAGAUGAAGAGAAGGUCAGACUAGGUGAGCUGAGGAAGGAAGAGCAGCAGAAGAGAGAUACUAUGACCACAGAAAUGAAGAUCAUUCACGACCAAAUCUCAUCUCUUACAACGGGUAUCACUGCUUUGGAACAUGACUUAAAGAAGCAGGAUUUGCGCUUUCUGAAGAGCUACAAAAACAUCCAAAUGAGUUGUAGGGCCCAGCUGCAGUGCACACCACAAGAUCCUAAAAUAUUAUCGGGAGUGCUCAUAGAUGUGGCCAAACACCUGGGUAACCUCAAGUUCGGAGUCUGGGAGAAGAUGCUGGUGAUUGCUAACCACACUCCUGUGAUUAUGGACCCCAACACAGCUCCCAGCUUUCUAACUUUGUCUGAUGAUCUGACCAGUGUGCGAAACUCAGGCACGCAGCAGAUGCUGCCAGAUAAUCCAGAGCGAUGCACGUUUAACGCAAAAAUUUUGGGUUCUGAAGGGUUCACCUCAGGAAAGCACAGCUGGGAGGUGGAGGUGAGGAACCACCCCAGCUGGAAUUUGGGUGUGGCAAAAGAUUCAAUCAACAGAAAAGAUAGGACAUUCGCAAAUCCUAAAUAUGGAAUCUGGGCAAUAGGUUUAGAAAACAGUGAAUAUACAGAUCCAGAGGCUAGGCUUCUUGCUCUGAAGAGGAGACCCCAAAGGGUUAUGGUGCAACUAGAUUACAGCGGAGGGGAAUUGUCCUUCUAUGACCCCCGUGACAUGUCAAAAAUCUACACUCACAAAGACACAUUUAAUGAGAGACUCUUCCCAUACUUCUCUAUUGGAAAAUGUAAAGAUGCCAGUGAACCUGGAUUCAUCCAGAUCUGCCCCUCAAAGGUGUCUCUAAAAGUGGUGUCAUCGUAAAUUUAACAAGGAAUUUUUCAUAGAUAAAGGCAUCAUAGAAAGCCUUUAUAGUGGGAUUUGGUACGUCAUUCCUCGUAAAGACUGAAUAGAAAUGUUCAUGAAAGGUAGUGUUUCAUAUUUAGUAGAAAUUCAACAAAUACAUAAUUUAGAGUCAUUGCGGUAUAUAUCAUGAACAUGUGGAUAUUCAAAUAUACAGAAUUGGUGUCAUAUUAGUAUGCUAAUUCAACUUGAAUGACAAUCUAAUCUACUUUAAUGACAAUCAAAGGGCAUGUUAUAAAACCCUUAAAUCAAUUAUUAAAAUGUAAUAAUUAAAUUGCUGUGGGUAAUGAUUGCCUCUUGUACCCAGCUCAGCUUUUAGCUGUAAAGCUUUUGACACGUAGCGGUAAAGUUAUUGUAACCUUUUCUUGAUCCAAUUCUUCCUUGUGUUCUCAGAAAGGAGGAUGUAUACGUAAUGAAAUAGUAACACAUUUAUGAAAGCAAGCAUAAUAAAGCUUUGGGUUGACAUAAUCUGACUUGAGUUAUUGUAGUACCGGAUUCUAACACCAGGGGGGGCCUGUUCAUCAUUGGAAUAAAAAUGGUCCUAUUCUAUGAAUUAGAUUUGCUCACCUGCGUCCUCUCGCCUCCUUUUGAAAAAGGUCCAAAUGAAUCGAAGAGUCUGCGAGGAGAGUGAACGUGGAUGGAAAUCUGAUUGCUUGAAAACGAGACAGUCCUUCUCAACUCGCAAGUCAUUAGGCAAAUUACGUUUAAAGGGGGUGGAACCCAAAAUAAAUGUGUAA